GGCCGGGGAGUGUUGCGCAUGAGCGAACUAUUGGAACUCGUGCAGCGACGCUGAAGAGUUUUAGGCUGUAAUUGUAGGGUUGUAUUUAGUUGCUAGUGGUUUACGUACCGAUGGGGUAGUUACAUAGAAUGUAGGUAAGGGCUACACUGUUGUGUUCGAACCGGGUUGUUAUUGAACAGCUAGAUACAAGGAUGGAAACGGGUUCGGCUAUAGAAUAUAGACGAUAAAAACAAAAGUGACUAAACAUGUACUAUAGUUUGAAGAAAGUACUUAAGAGGACUGAAAUUUGACUAUUUGAUUUGAGAACUGAAAUAGUAAGGAUGAAGGAUCAGCACAUUAUUGCCUGGGUAUUAUGCCUACACUUUGUCAUGUUUGUUGAAACAUUUAGUGCCUUUCGAUUUGAAAAUCACCAAAGCCUGCUUGACCCUAUUAGAGAAAAUUCAUCUGAUAAUAUUGAAUGUUUUCUGGAAUAUAUGGAGCUUUGGGUACCACGGAGACAGAUAGAUGGAUUAGUUAUUUGGCUGUCCCAAAUUAUGAGAUUCCCAGUCAGUCUCAUUUCACUGGAUCGCUCAAAUAAGCAGCUCUCUAGAUGCAAAUACUUCUUAGAUGCUGAUGAAGAUGGAAAUUUCUUAUUUCGUGUGCACUACACAGGAUGCUAUGUACAAAUGCAGAAAGGUUUUCACAAACUUGAAAUUCACAUGGUUAAAAAGACAUCUUCAGGAAGAGGACAAAGUAAUCGGUAUCUUAUGAAAUGUCCAGCAAUGACUGCACAACUGGGAAGAGAGAAAGUGCGCUGUGACCCAAGUUAUGUUCAGGUGUCACGACCGAUACCUUUGGGAAAUGAUCAGGCUGACUGGUUUCUUUCUUUACGAGGGGAGUUAGUUGUGUCCAUGGAAGAUGCAAGUUUGAUCGGCAUCGAGGUAGAGAUGAGCAAUUCCAUCAUGACUGUGAGUGGAUUAAGAGAGCAGUUGCUGGAUGGCAUAAAGAUUUUAGACAGGCAAACUGAUGAUCUUCACCUUUGGUUGGCUCAUGGAUUUUAUGCGUAUUCACUUGAAGCUUCUUGCCCAACUGUAUCCCAACAUCCAGGAGAAGAAGUCAUCCUUCAUAUUCCUAAGCAGCGCGUGGGGUUAGUGAAAAGAGGAUCAUACAUCACAGAAAUACUGACUCUGAAGAACAUUAUUGUUGGACAGUCUGCUAAUGUCACUGUGAUUGAAAACAAGCAAUUUGUUGUUAUAAAUAUCCCUUCUAAAGAAGUAUUAAAAAGAAAGGAUUGCUACAGCACUAUAGGAAAUUAUAGAGGAGUUCAGUUUUUCUAUUGCAUUGACCUGAUGCUGGAGUUUACAGAAAUGGCAUAUCCAUUUAACUGGACUUUGGAAAACUAUUAUGAAUGUACAGUAACAGGAUCACAAAUGAUACAAUCAAAACAUGUCGCAGCUGAGAUCUUCCAUAAGGACAACCUAGAUAUAUUUUUAAAUAACUCAGAACUUCACACCACCCCAAGACCAGAAACAAGGACUGCUCGACUUAUAAAACCAACACAGUAUACCACACUUGCAAUUAUGGGAAAUUCUUCAGUUCACCCACAUGUAACAGUACAUGUAAAUAACCAUGUUAACCAUGCAAAUAUGCCUUCUCCUAUGUUACUGGAGUCAUCCAAAACUGAAAUGACUGCUUCUGGGCAUGGUGCAGAGUUAGACAAUGUGGCAUCUGGGGAAUAUUUCAACAUACUUGAAGGCUCAGGAUACUACACAGACACAAACAUUUCUGGUGCUUUACUUCUGCUCAAGAAAGUGUCAUCACAUAUACAGGCUUCUGUGGAAGUAACAAAUAACUCUACAUCAAAAAGCAAUUUAACUUCAGAAAACUUAGAAAACAAUAGGACUUUGACAUUGACUGAAAAACAAAUCUCUGUCCCAUCAGUGCCUUCAGAGAGUUAUCAGAAUCUAUCAAAUAUUGAACUUGUGAUGUUAAAUGAAGAUAAAUAUGAUGACAAGAUACCUCAAAUAAACCAAACUACCAACUUUGUGAAAGACACCACCAAUAUGUUAUCAAGGGAAACAUAUACAUCGAACAUCUCUGCUGUGUUAACAUCACAAAAUGUAGCUGGAUCUGGAACAAGUUUUGACUUCAUUAAUAAAAAUGUAGAACCACUAAAUAAGGAAUCCAAAUCACCAUCACCGGUAGUCGUGAUGUCCUCAUCUUUACACUGGUCAGUAGAUGACACAACAUCUUUGGAGAUUCUUCCACCUGAUACUGAUGAGACAUCAAAUGAUGGUUUCAUACCAGUUAUCUCUAGAAACGCUGUAUCAAACAAAUACAAGAAAAUAAAUGAAAACAAUGAUUCAAGUCAGGUAAAAUACACAAUGGAACAGGAGGAAAAACAAGUCAAAUAGUGAUACAUUUUAUAUUAUUUGAUACAUUGCUUAUCUUUGGCCCUGCUGAACAGAAUCCCUGAAUUUCAUUAAAUGCAGCUAUUAUAAUUGAUACAGUAGUCGCUAAGAUUCCACAGAAGCUGCUGAGAACAGAUCAGAAUGAAACACCAGAGACAAAAACAUUCAACUUUAAACUUCGAUUUUGGAAAAAUGGUAAAAAAAUUAAAAAUUUAAAGCAAUUGAACAAAGUAUUUAUUUCUGGUGAACAAUCUGAAAACAACUGAA
Molecule: messenger RNA, 2657 nt
Organism: Xenopus laevis (African clawed frog)
Lineage: Eukaryota; Metazoa; Chordata; Amphibia; Anura; Pipidae
Gene: ciroz.L
Product: chromosome 1 open reading frame 127 L homeolog
Exons: 12
Coding region: 321-2393 (690 amino acids)
Cellular component (GO): extracellular region
Source: RefSeq, a predicted model, not a curated record